AUGGAUGGUGUUCCCUCCUCCGCAGGAGGAGAUGGGCAGGAUGUGAUCAAUGACACCAGCAGGCGGAAGAGCUGGGCAGAGGAAGGCAGCUCCGAGUUGUCCUUCCGUGUGGUGGCAGCUGCCUUACUCGUCCUUCUCAUCCUCUCCACGCUCCUGGGCAACACCCUGGUGUGUGUGGCUGUGGUCAAGUUCAGACACUUGCGCUCCAAGGUCACCAAUUUCUUCGUUAUCUCCUUGGCGGUGUCCGACCUCUUUGUGGCUGUGCUGGUGAUGCCCUGGAAGGCUGCCACCGAGGUGGUGGGGUUCUGGCCGUUUGGGUCGUUCUGUGAUGUUUGGGUGGCUUUUGACAUCAUGUGCUCCACAGCCUCCAUCCUCAACUUGUGCAUCAUCAGCGUGGACCGUUACUGGGCCAUUUCCAACCCCUUCCGCUAUGAGAGGAAGAUGACGCAGCGCGUGGCUUUGCUCAUGAUCGGAGUGGCUUGGCUGCUCUCCCUCUUGAUUUCCUUCAUCCCUGUGCAGCUGAAGUGGCACAAGGAUCGUGAGCUCUUGAGCCAACAGGAGCCAGGCUUUAACAUCACCGGGGAGGAGGAGAACUGUGAUUCCAGCCUCAACAGGACUUACGCCAUCUCCUCUUCUCUCCUUAGCUUCUACAUCCCUGUUGCCAUCAUGAUCGUGACGUACACCCGCAUCUUCCGCAUCGCCCAGCGGCAGAUCCGCAGGAUCUCCUCCCUGGAGAGGGCGGUGGAACACGCCCAAAACUGCCACGGCAGCGACUGCCCUCACGAGGCCUCCCUGAAGAACUCCUUGAAGAAGGAGACCAAGGUCCUCAAGACCCUUUCCAUCAUCAUGGGCGUCUUUGUCUUCUGCUGGCUGCCCUUCUUCGUGCUCAACUGUGUGGUGCCCUUCUGUAAUCUUGACCUACGUGAGGCGGGAGAGCUACCUUGCGUCAGCGAGACAGUCUUCGACAUCUUCGUCUGGUUCGGGUGGGCCAACUCUUCCCUCAAUCCUAUCAUCUACGCCUUCAACGCAGACUUCCGGAGAGCUUUUGCGACCAUCUUGGGCCGCGGCUGCCUUUGCCCCAGCAACGCAGUGGAAACGGUGAACUUCAGCAACGAGCUGGUCUCCUACCACCGUGACACCACGUAUCAGAAGGAAGCGGUGACCCUCAGCUACCCCCAGCUUCUCCCCCAUGCUGCUCUGCAGACGGAAAGCGUCGAGGCGUCCCUCGAGAAGGUUUCUCAGGUCUCCGAGCCCUCUCGCAACCCCUGCCCUGCGGUGAUGAACGUGGAGUGUGAAAUGCCUGUCUCGCUGGAGAAGAUUACCCCUUUCACCAGCAGCGUGCUCGAUGGAGACGGGGUUGGGAGCAGGGUGGUGGGGUGGUUUUGA
This is a messenger RNA of Leptosomus discolor (cuckoo roller), 1386 nucleotides long. Its product is annotated as D(1) dopamine receptor. The record is from RefSeq and is a predicted model, not a curated record. Gene Ontology annotation, biological process: adenylate cyclase-activating adrenergic receptor signaling pathway; positive regulation of MAPK cascade. Gene Ontology annotation, cellular component: plasma membrane. Gene Ontology annotation, molecular function: G protein-coupled receptor activity. Lineage: Eukaryota; Metazoa; Chordata; Aves; Leptosomiformes; Leptosomidae.